UGAUAUAGUUUGGAUUAUUUUAAAGAGAAUCAUGGAGCAACUUAACUUCAGUAAGAAACCAGAUCAUACCAUGAACCAGGCCCAGCAUAUAUGGAGCAUGCUAGAUGAGUUGUCUCUAUCAGACCCUGAUUCUUAUCGGUCUUUUAUAUCGAAAACUCUCGCGGAGAGCAAGUCAGCUAUUGAAAAAGAAAAACUUGUUACCAAAUGGAAGGUCUUAAUGGCCAAGUCAAAUGCACUUCACAAAGAGCUAUUAUUAAACUUGUUAAUUGACAAAUCUAUUCCCAUUAAAACUGAAGACGAAUUACCCUUAAAAUCUACAUGGACAGCAAUUCCUAUCGAAAAAUACGUCAUUGUUCACGUGUUUUUGCACCCAGCGAUAGUUUCUAGCAUUGAAAAAGAGAAAGCUGCUUACGAUGAGCUCAUAAAGUUUAUAAUCUAUACACUGCAGCAGAAAUCUAAUUUGACGUUCGAUCAGUCAUCUCUACAUGAAAUCAACGUAAAAAACUUCAGUCAAAUUGUUGCCUGUGAAUUGGAUAAAUUCACUGGAAAGUUUCCCUCAGUUUCCCCGAAGUCGAAUAAUCGAGAUAUAUCUUCAAUGAACCCUGCUCCUGAUAUACAAUUACCUUCUAUGGUUCAUGAGGUUUCAGAGCCGGAAAAUUUUUUUGAUGACGAUCCACCAAAAUUAAAAUGCAAUCUUGUUCAGGAAAUAAAUUCGACUAAUGGGGGCAUUCCCGAGCCGAUUUACAACUACUCCUGUGAAAAUGGUGUUUUGCUGUACCAAAUUGAAUUACCAGACAUUGAAAAGCUUGGAGAUUAUGAAUUGACCUUGACCACAGGUGGAAUCAUUUUUGAAAUUCACGGAAAAUACAGACUGGAGCACCCGCAUAAUUUGAAAAUAGAUGAAAAUAAUGUCAGUGCAAAAUUUGUUCGAAAAUUGCGACGUUUAAAAAUAAAACUUCAGCAAAUGUGCUAGUUUAGGCUGCACUUGUAUAUUGUUUGAUUUGUGUAUAUAAAAAUGCAUUUGUAAAAAUUGAAGUCACAUGGAUGGUAAAUUUCUU
Molecule: messenger RNA, 1058 nt
Organism: Symsagittifera roscoffensis
Lineage: Eukaryota; Metazoa; Xenacoelomorpha; Acoela; Convolutidae
Product: PIH1 domain-containing protein 2-like
Exons: 1
Coding region: 32-973 (313 amino acids)
Biological process (GO): rRNA processing; box C/D snoRNP assembly
Cellular component (GO): R2TP complex; ribonucleoprotein complex; cytoplasm
Source: RefSeq, a predicted model, not a curated record